AUGCAGUCUUUUAGAAAUGCUACUAUUCAAUAAGAAAGGCCAAGGGGAGGAAGUGUAAAUGCUAAAUCUUUUCUGAAGAAUGCACAAAAUAAUAAUAAGGGAGAAUAAUAGUCAUUUUUGCUAUAAGCAAAUAAUUCAAAAAAGACAUUUGAAUCUUAAAUGCCCAGCAAAAAUUAAUCCUCCUAACAUGAUCUUCAUCUAAGUUAUUUGAAUAAUUUAUAAAGCACUGAAAAAUUAAUAAAAAAUCAGAAAUUUUCUACAUUAACAUAAAAAUUCUCAACUCAAAAUUUGAAAUAUUUGAGUCCAUCUAAUGGAAAUACGUCAAAAAUAGAUAUGCCAUCUGAUAAUAAAUAAUUAUUGAUCCAAACAGCAAGAGUAAAUUCCUUAUUGUAAGAAAUAUCUGACAUUAAACUACAAAAUGAAAAAGUCAAAUAGUUUUAUUAAUCCUAAAUUCAUAAUCUGUAGAACACUUAAGACUAAUUAAAAAUUGAAAAUAUUAGCUUAUCCAAUGCAAUUAAGGGGUUGACUCAAUAACUUUCUGACGCCAGAUAAAUUAUGCAGAGGAUUUAUAAAUAAACCGAUCUUCAAGAAUUAAAUAAUUCUUUUGAUUACAUUGAUUUCAACAAUAAUUCUAAUAUCUAAAAGGCUUUUUAUCAAUUUCAAUCAGAAAUAUUCCAAUUCAUUUUUGAAUAUUAAAACCAAACAAAUUAGAAAAUUCAAUAGAAAUAAUAAUAACUAAACAAAAUCAAUAUUAAAUUGAAUUAAAUUAUAUAAAAAUAAAAAGGAUAUGAUCAUAAAUGCAUAAUAAAUGAAUUAUAAGUAACAAAUAAUAACCUCCUUAAUCAGCUAAAAUCUUAAGAAGUUUAAUUGAAACUCUUUCUUCAGAAAUCUCCCGAUCAAAUUACUUAUUAGCUUGAAGAAUAAAUUAAUGAAUUCAAGAAACAUCACUAAACUAUUAUCAAUAAUCUUGAAUAAGAGAAGGAAAUUGCAGUUGAGUAAGAAGCAUAACUGAAAAAGGAAUUCUAAAAAAGGAUUUAGAAGUUAGAGUAAGAACUAAGUGUACUAUUGGAUGAGAAUUAAAGAAAAGAGCAACUGAUAUCUGAAUUAAAUGACUUAAAUCAAUCAAAAGUUCUUCAAGUAAAAUUAUCCUUAUUUUUAGAUGCAAAAAUAAGAAGAAAUAUCAUAAUUAACAAAUAAAUUAUAAGAAGGUCUAAAGAUUUAAGUUAAUCUAAAUGAUUAAAUAGUAGUACUGAAAUAAAAUUGUAAUAGUCUCUUAAAUGAUUUUGAAAAAUAACAGUUUGAAAUAUCAAAAUUAUAAAAGGAAAAACAAUACUUUCAGACCUAAUUCGAGGAUCAACUAAAUUAAAACAUGGAAUUAAUGAAACAACAAUAAUUAUAAAAUGAAAAUCAUUAAAUCUAACUUACUUCAUUAAACAAUGAAUGGCAAUAAUAAAAUUAUGCAUUAUCUGAAAAACUAAAAAUUAAUGAAACAAAAUUUAAUAAAUUAUAAGAAAAUCAUAAUAUUUUAGACAAGUAAAAAUAAGAACUUGAAAAUUUCCUAAAAUAAUAUCAAAAUGAAUCCAAUAAAUUUAAAGAUUAGGUAGAUUAAAUCUAAUAAUUUUAACUUAAAAUUAAUAAAUAGAAUUAAACCAUCCAAAAUUUAAUUUAGUAGAAUUAAUCAUAUGAAAAUAUGAUUAACAAAAAUGCGUCUGAAAAGAAGGUAUUAGAAUAAUAAAUUGUUGAAUUAAAAUAAAAUAAUUAAUGCAUUUCUUCAAAUAAACAAUAAGUAUAGCCAAAAGAUAAUAAGAAUGAAGAUGAACAAUCUGAAAUUAAAACAAGAUAAAUAGAAAAUUGUGAAUUAUAAAGGUAAAUUAAAUAAGAGCAUGUAAAUUAACAAUAACUCAAAACUUAAAUUUCUAGCCUAUAAAAUGAUAUAACAUUAUAUCAAUUAUAAAAAACAUAAUUAGAAUAACAAUUAGAUCUAUAAUAAAAGAAUAAUUCAGAGUUACUAACGCAAAUGGAGGAAUUAACUUAGAAUAACUUAGAUCAAUAAGAGUAAUAAGCUGAUGAAUGGAAAAAUCAAUAUAAUAUGCUCUCGAAAAAGUAGAAUUAAUCUGACCAGAAUCUAAAUUAAGCCCUUUAGAUAAAUGAAAAGUUAAGAGUAAGAGUUCUAGAGUUGGAAUAAAAAUUUGAGGAAGAGAUGGAUCGAAAUUAAUAAUUAGUUGAGGAAUCAAAGAAGUAUUCAAUUGAUUCAAAACAAAAGGAUGUUGAGAUCUGUCAAUUUAAAUUACAAAUAUAAAUGUUAACUUAACAGCUUCACAAUCUUGAAAAGGAGAAAGCAGAAUUAAAAGUAAAUCAAUCAAAUGACCGAUAAAAUGGGUAUGUUUAAGUUAUAAAGGAAUAUUAAAAUCAAACCAGUCAUUUAGAAUAUGAAAACUAAGAGUUAUAGGAAUAAUUAAAGUUAUAAUCAAAUGCUUAUAAUUAAGAAUUAGAAUAAUGUUAAUUAAAAAUUUAAUAGAAUGAAAAUGAAGCAAAAGAAAAUUUAAAUAACUAAAAACAUCUCAGCGAUAGGUUACAAGAGACUUUAAAAAAUUUGGAAUAGAUCUAAUAAUAAUUACUUGAUGAAUAGCUUAAAUCUCAGUAAUUAAUGAAAUAGUUAUCAAGCAUAUCCGAAAAUAAGAGUUCUUCAUAGCCUAAUUAGGAUUUUAUGGAUCUAUUCGACGUUCAAUAAUCUCCAAGAGGACAAUAAAUAGGAACUGUAUAAUUACCUGAAACAAACUAUUCGGAAGAGUAGAUUUCUAUUUUAUCAUAGUAGCUCCAUUUAUUAUAGUAAUAAAUAAAAUAAUUGAAUGAGAGUCUAGAAGAGAAAGAUAUAUUGAUUAAUGAAAUCAAUCAACAGAAAUUCUUAAUAGAGAAUAGUUGGAAUAGGUCAUAAGAAAAAAUAACUAAAUUGGAGAGUGAAAUCUUCGAGUAAAAAUAGGUAUUGUAAAGAUUGGACCAAUCUUCAAAAGAUAUUAAUCAUUAUUAAUAGAAGAUAUCAAAUUAAUAAAAGAUUAUUUAAAGUCUCUAAAAUUAAAUUGAAAAAUUAUAAAUAGAAUUUUAGGAAUAAGAAAAUAAUCUAAAAAUACUACGAACUAUCAAAGAAUAAAGUGAAGAAUAGGUAGCAAAUAAAGAAUUGAUAGAAUAAAAAGAUGAGGAGAUUUUGAAAUUAUAGGAAGAACUGAAAAAUAUAUAUUAAAAAGUAGAAUUACGAAUGAAUAAAUCUGUAAUUAGUAAUGGUUCUAAGAGAAGUUAAAAUAUAGUGAAAUUUGAAUAGUUUGCAGAUCUAGAUGAAAAUGAUGUUUCUGUUGAAUCAAAUGAUGAGGAAUAAAUACUUGAGAAAUUGAAUUUGCAAAAAAUAGUGAAAGAGAACUGUGAUAAAAUGAUUCUGACUUAACAGGAAUUAAAAUAAAAAGAACAAGAGAUUUUAGAUCUAAAAGAAGAAGUGAAUAGAUUAAAAGGAUAAUAAAUAAAUUAAUCUUUGAAUAGUCAAGGAGCUGAUCAUAAAAAUAAAGAGAAUAAUAACGAUAUGAUUCAAAAAUAAUAGUACGAAAUUUUGGAUUUAUAAAAAGAAGUCGAAAUAUAAAAUUAAAUGAUUUAAUAGUUGUUAGAUGAAAAAAGGUAUUAAUUUAUUUUAAAGCAAGGCUUCUUGAAGAAAUCAUCCAAACAUAAUAAAAUAACAACUAAUCUAUCAAGGAGCAAUCUCAGUUUGAUUAAAUAAAUGAUUGGUUUAAUUGA
Molecule: messenger RNA, 3777 nt
Organism: Paramecium octaurelia
Lineage: Eukaryota; Ciliophora; Oligohymenophorea; Peniculida; Parameciidae
Source: the annotation of a GenBank genome assembly